Molecule: messenger RNA, 483 nt
Organism: Gongylonema pulchrum
Lineage: Eukaryota; Metazoa; Nematoda; Chromadorea; Rhabditida; Gongylonematidae
Source: the annotation of a GenBank genome assembly
CAUGGCCAGCUUAUUCACAUUCACCAGCUGAAACCGUGGUCACUGGUGGAGGUGCUGACGCAGAAGUACGAUUGGUCGAUGGAAUCGGCCGCACAGUUCUCAUCUUUUUUGAUCCCAAUGCUGGCAUUCGAUCAGGAUGAACGAGCAACAGCCCGUCAGUGUCUCCAACAUGACUGGUUAAAGCCAAAUGGUGGAAAGCCAAUACCGAGUGAGGCACAAGCAGCAUCGCCUUCGUUAUCGUUAGAGUCGCAACAGCUGGAGCAGGACGAGCAGGAGGACGAGGAGGAAUCGGGCGAACUGCAGGAGGCGCAUUCCUGUAGUUUUAAUGGCUGCAUCGAAGAAUCAUCGGAUUAUGCGGGCGACAGCGACAACGAUGAAGACGAUGAUGAUGAUGGCGAAGAGUAUUUCAUAACGAAUGACAUGCAUGCAUCUCCUCUCGUCAAUGAAUCUCAGCACUCAGUUCACAGUGAUCGCGAAAUGUGA